Molecule: messenger RNA, 489 nt
Organism: Acanthosepion pharaonis
Lineage: Eukaryota; Metazoa; Mollusca; Cephalopoda; Sepiida; Sepiidae
Source: the annotation of a GenBank genome assembly
AUGCCCUCUCUAAGGGGGCGGGGGCGUUGUUGGGGGUUCAUACACCAGCAGCAUCAGCAGCUGUAUCUGGCAUCAAAAAUGACUGCUGCUGCUGCUGCUGUCAAUUAUGUUUUAGUGCUAAUCCAUCUAUCUUUUUACCUAUCUCUGUCUAUUUAUAACUAUCUCUCUAUCUAUCUCAAUCUGUUCAUAUCUAUUUAUCUAUUGCAGUCUGUACAUAUCUAUCUUUUUAUCUAUCUCUAUCCAUUCAUAUCAAUCUAUCUAAGUCUGUUCCUAUCUGUCUAUCAUACUAUCUGUUCAUAUCAUCUCUCUCUUUGUCUAUCUCUAUCUAUCUAUCUAUCUAUCUAUCUAUCUAUCUCAAAUAAUAUCCUCAUCUUUGUUGUUAUUACCAUAUCUAUCUAUCUAUCUAUCUAUCUAUCUAUCUAUCUAUCUUGGUCUGUUCAUAACACUAACCCUAAAUCUCUCUGGCAAACACUAGAAGUCUGCAGGUGA